AUAUCCCCCUCACCUUGUUUGUUUUCUUUCCCUCGUUUUCUCCCCCUUUCUCUCUCUUCCCGCUUUUUCCCAUUUCCAGAUCUCAUCUUCCCCAAUUCCCCCGCCCCCCCUUCCCUCACUUUCCAAAUUUAGACAAAGGGGUUUCCAAUUUCAAUUCAUUCUUCAAUUUCAUCUCAUGCCUUUUCCCUCUUCUUGAAAAUUGAAAAUCAAGAAACUAAGGGGAAAAAAAAUUGGGAAUUUUUUGUGAGCUUUCAAAGAAGAUCAUGCAGGGAAAUCAACAGAGUAAGCUGCCAUUUACGUCGAGUAAACCGCCGUUAGGUGACUAUCACCGGUUCUCUACUGACCCACUUCAACAACCUGAAGGCAUCGCUUUAAAGUCUUCUACUCCACUGAAACGGAAGAGUGAAAUAGCAAAUUACGAACAGGGAGUUGGUACACAGGUUGCAGGUUCUGGAUAUGCCGAUGUGAGUAGUCCAAUGCAGACACCAAUCUCAGGGAAAGCUGGAAAGUCACAGAAAGUGCCUAGGACAUCAAAGGCCAGAUCUGCUGCUCAAGCUGCUGCCUCAAAUUUAGGAUCCCCUUCAGGCAAUAAUGUUACUCCAGUUGGUCCUUGCCGCUAUGACAGCUCCUUAGGUCUCUUAACGAAGAAGUUCAUUAACCUGAUCAAACAUGCAGAAGAUGGCGUUCUAGAUCUGAAUAAAGCUGCCGAUACGUUAGAGGUGCAGAAAAGGCGUAUAUAUGACAUCACAAAUGUCCUGGAAGGCAUUGGUCUGAUAGAAAAGAAACUCAAAAACAGGAUCCAAUGGAAGGGGUUAGAUGUCUCAAAACCAGGGGAAGCUGACGAGAGUGUUACAAGUUUACAGGCAGGGAUAGAAAAUUUGACGAUAGAAGAAAAUAGAUUAGAUGAACAGAUAAGAGAAAUGCAGGAAAGAUUGAGGGACCUGAGUGAAGAUGAAAAUAAUCAAAGAUGGCUUUUUGUAACUGAAGAUGAUAUAAAGAGCUUACCUUGUCUUCAGAAUGAGACACUUAUAGCUAUUAAAGCUCCACAUGGAACUACUUUAGAAGUCCCAGAUCCUGAUGAGGCAGUUGAUUAUCCACAAAGGAGAUAUAGAAUAGUGCUUCGCAGCACCAUGGGACCAAUUGAUGUUUACCUUGUCAGUCAAUUCGAGGAAAAGUUCGAAGAGAUAAAUGCUGUUGAGGCACCAUCAACCAUGCCGUCAACUUCAGGUUUCAUUGAGAAUGAAACUGGAACAUUGCCUGCUGAGGACGGCAGAGGAGUUGAUGACGGGAUAGAGGAACAGGAAAAUCAAAGAGAGUUUCCAGAUGCUGGUACUUCCCAGGACCCUGUGAGUGGAUUUAUGAAGAUUGUUCCAGAUGUUGAUAAUGAAGCAGAUUACUGGCUUUUGUCAGAUGCCGAUGUUAGUAUCACUGACAUGUGGAGAACAGAGUCUGCUCUUGAUUGGAACGAGUUGAAUGCAAUUCAUGAGGAUUAUUCAAUUGCAGAUGUUAGCACUCCACGUGCCCAAACUCCCCCAUCCAGUACCACUGAAGUACCUUCUACGAGUACUCCUGGGAGCUGAGCAGUGUUUCUUGGCAUUUCUGUGGAUUCUCAGGCUCGGAGUACUGCUCGAACUUGGUGUUCAAAAUGAUACAGUAUAUUAUAAGUUUCUACAUAAAAUCAAUUCAUUCUCUGUAUAGUCCCCUCGAAUGACCUAAACAAAAGAGCAAGUGCAUCCAGGAGCUUUUUCCGAAAUGCUCCGUAAGGAAGUUGGCAGCUUUAUGCCCCAAGAAAUGAGCUUCAUUGUACAGUUAGUAUAUACCAUUGUACGUACUUGUGUAGCGUCAAUAAUCAGAUGGUUAAAUUGCUGUCUAGAUUUCACUGUGUAUUGUCUAAUUUCAUGAUGAUUUAGUACACUGCAAUCUCUUAACGGCUUCUUGUUACAUAGGUAAGUGUCAAGUUGCCAAUUUCUCCAUUCUGAAACUGCAAUAAACUGGAUGCACUGCUAUUUAAUGUUGAGCAUAUUUUGCCCCUAGUAA
Messenger RNA from Capsicum annuum, 2037 nucleotides. RefSeq names its product transcription factor E2FB. The record is from RefSeq and is a predicted model, not a curated record. Gene Ontology annotation, molecular function: DNA-binding transcription factor activity, RNA polymerase II-specific; protein dimerization activity; RNA polymerase II cis-regulatory region sequence-specific DNA binding. NCBI's taxonomy places the organism in Eukaryota, Viridiplantae, Streptophyta, Magnoliopsida, Solanales, Solanaceae. Gene Ontology annotation, biological process: regulation of transcription by RNA polymerase II. Bases 264 to 1580 code for a protein of 438 amino acids. The transcript has 14 exons. Gene Ontology annotation, cellular component: RNA polymerase II transcription regulator complex.